Molecule: messenger RNA, 1873 nt
Organism: Leptopilina boulardi
Lineage: Eukaryota; Metazoa; Arthropoda; Insecta; Hymenoptera; Figitidae
Product: heparanase-like
Exons: 6
Coding region: 232-1848 (538 amino acids)
Cellular component (GO): membrane; extracellular matrix
Molecular function (GO): hydrolase activity, acting on glycosyl bonds
Source: RefSeq, a predicted model, not a curated record
GAUCGUGCAUAACCUAAAAUUUUGUGACGUGUAUAUGUAAAAAGUGCGUAAAAAGAAUUAACAAAGUGUGAAUGAAAUGAAACUUUAAAAGUAUUAUUAUUUUUAUUUAAUCAUCAGUUUCUUCAACAUUAGAAACUUAUUUCCAUUUAUAGAAAUAUAUUUUUUAUUCUAAAUAUAUAUUAUAUUAUAUAUAGGUGCUUUUUUUAAAUUGUUUUUUAAAAAUAAAAAAAAAUGGUUUGGUUUAUAAAUUACAAUAAAAAUAACAUAAAAGAUGUUAAUCUACCUUCCAAGGAAAUUUCAAGAAAAUUUUCUUUACAAAAAGACAGAAAAAAAAGUUGGAUUGUGUAUUCUUUUAUUUGUUUCCUUAUUAUUUUUAACAUUAUAUGUUUAUCAUCAUUGGUAUUUAAACAAACGUCAACAUGGUUAAUUUUUCAAUUAAAAUCAAGAUACACUGACGAUAUAAUAUUAGAGCCACGUAUAUCAUUUUUAAAUACAACUUCCGAUUAUUAUUUAUCAUUUACUAUCGAUGCUUGGCAAUUACGAGAAAUGAAUAAUUUACCAAUUUCAAAUAAAAAAUUAAUCAAUUUAGCUCGACAUUUAAGUCCCGCUUAUGUUAGAUAUGGUGGCACUUCAGCGGAUUGUCUUUUUUUUAAUGAGACUUUAAAUGAGUCUAAAAAAAUGAUAAGCCCAGUAAAUGGAGAAGAUAUUAGUAAAUUUUCAAUCUCAGAGAAAGAUUUUCAAUCUCUUUAUGAAUUUUCAAAAAAUUCAAAUUUAAAAAUGAUUUUCGACCUAAAUGCAUUAAUUCGUAAGCAAGAUGGUAGUUGGGACGAUACUAAUGCUAAGAAAAUUAUUCAAUUCGCAAGAAAAUGGAAAAUGAAUAUUGACUGGCAAUUAGGAAAUGAACCACCAAAUUUUCCACUAUUAUUUAAUGUUACAAUUCCAGCUGAGCAAUUGGCAAGAGAUUAUUGUCAUUUAAGAUCUUUAUUGAAUUCUUUGGGUUAUAAGAAAAAUAUUUUAGUUGGUCCCGAAGUAAAUCAAGUCGGUGGUCCUUCAUUUAAUGGAGAAAAUUAUACAAGAAUAUUUUUAGAAAAUUCCAAAGAGAGUACAAAUUAUGUAACGUGGCAUCAAUAUUAUUUAAGAGGCGAGGACGCACAUUUUAAUGAUUUUAUAAAUGCUUCUACAUUUAAUUAUUUACCAUAUUUAAUUAAAUCAAUGCAAACCGCUAUUGACAAAUCAGGAAAUAAAAUUCCAAUGUGGCUGUCAGAAACAAGUACAGCUUUUGAUAGAGGAGCACCGGGAAUUUCCGAUCGAUUUAUCGCAGGAUUUUUAUGGUUAGAUAAAUUAGGAUACAGUGCAAAAGCAGGAAUUAAAGUUAUUAUUAGACAAACACUUAUUGGUGGAAAUUAUGGAAUGAUCUCAUCUGAUUUAACACCAAAUCCCGAUUGGUGGAUUAGUGUGAUUUAUAAAAAUUUUGUUUCUAAUCAAAUUUUACAAAUUUCAACAAAAAAUAAUUUUGGAAAUACACGACUCUAUUGUCAUUGUACGCCAGAAAAAAUUUUUCCAAACAGUAUUACAAUUUUUGGAGUUAAUAUUAAUGAAAAGUCCAUAAGGCUUUCGUUGGAAAAUAUUUCAAUAUUUUCUAAAAGUAAAAUAUCUCUAUACAUUCUGACUGCUGACAAUUUAUUAUCAAGAUCAAUUAAAAUGAAUGGAAAAGUGUUAAAUUUAUUAAAGAACGGUGAUUUACCAUCAUUUACACCGAUUUCUCACGAAAAUGAAAAAAUUAUUACUCUACCAGCUUAUUCAAUGAUUUUUAUUAUUAUUCAAAAUGUAAGUAUUCCAAUAUGUUGAUAAAUAAAUUGUUUUUUGUACAGAA